CCUCCCACCGCCCGGCCCGCCUCGUCCUCCUCUCCCGAACUCUACCUGUCUUCGGAAAACAUCGGUUAUUUCCGUAGAGUUGUUUUCACGCUCCCGUCAGGGUGGCGCUGUGUUCGGCAACGCUCGGGUAUUUCCGUGACCCCUCACCCGGCGGCUCCGAGGCGCUGCAGGCCGGAGCAGCCGUUAGCAGGGCGCGCCCGGCUGAUUGGCCGAGGAGAGACCCCGCCGUCGGGGGCCGCGCCGGGCCGAGAGGGAGCCGGGGUGCGGUGCGUCAGGCGGCUUUCUCCCCGGGAGCUGAGAGGGCGGGAGCACCAGAGCAGAGAAGGCUUUCUUCAGGGAGAAGAGUGGAGGAUGACUCAGCAGGGAGCUGCUCUUCAGGGUUACAAUAAUGAACUAGUGAAAUGCAUUGAAGACCUGUGUAUGCAAAAGGAACAGUUGAACAAACAAAUCCAACAAGCAGAAGAGGAAAAAAGCAGACUUCAGCAUGAAAUCCAAACCCUGAAUGAACAACUGGAGUGUGUUUGUGAAAACCUGGCCCAAAAGGUAGCUUCAAGGAAUGAGCUUGAUAAAAUUCUAGCUGAAACUGAAGCUGCUUACAUGAAGAUUUUGGAUAGUUCUAGAACUUUGCUUAGUGUCCUGAAGAAGGAAGUAGGAAGUUUAAAGCAUUCACCAGAACUGAAAACCAACGUCACGUGACAUGUUUGAGCUCUUCAGUGCUAAAAUUCCACUAGGUGAGAAACGUGGUUGGCCACAGAACCUUUUAACAACAGUAAAAGCAGAGAGGGAUUUUCUUCCAACCUUUCUGUAUGUUUUAUUGUUAUUUUUGAAUGCACUAGAAAAUAGAUGAAAUAAAGUUACUGUUUUGCUGUUUAAGAAGUCCAGUUACUACAAAACUAUUGCAGAUGGGUGGCUGAGGCAGAUGUGAGGCUUUCAGUUUUGACAAGGUGAUACUUCAAGGCUAUUCUGAAGAUGGAAAAAAUCCAUGUUUUGUUAGUUUGGGUGGCUAUGGUGAAUUCCUGCUUCAUUUAAAACUACUGGAUGCAAGUUGAUCAGAUACUAUUUCUUUUUGCUUAAGAAAUGCUUAGGCUUUACAGUUAGGGACCAAAUAGGAAAUGACUGUUUAGAUUCCUCUAGGAGUUUGGAGUUCUCGUGAUGCAUGCACAAAGACAGGUCCUGUUUACAGUCAACACUUAUCUAGAAUAAUGGAAGAAUAAGGUGAGAAAACAUGACUUACAUGGGGCAUGGAGGCUUAAACUGUUAGGACUAGAUAUAUGGUUCAUGCAUUUUCUGAAGCUCAAAAGCCAUGUUGAGAAAGGAGGCAGGCUAUAGUGAAAGCCAGGUUUUGCUGUAAACGUGUGCCUCUGGUGGGCAGCACACAGUGCUGCAGGCAGCCAUGCCAUGUGAGCUUGGACCAACUAAUCCACUUACAGAUGAGGAAAAGAUGACUAUUUCAGCAGUAUCUUGAAGUCUGAAAAGAACUGGGGUUCAGAAAAAAAUACUAGGUUAACUACAAGGCUGAAGAAGAUAAUCUAAGCUCAAAGCCAAUAUUAGAAUUUAUGAAAACUUUAUUUUUAGUCUGCUUUAGCUCUGUACUGAUCUAUUAAAUAAUUGGAUUAAGAUUUUAAAGAAGAGUAAACAAUCUGGAAUAGAGAGAAAUAAAUUUAAAGGGAAUAUGAAAGUAGAAAAUGAGAUUGAAGGUAGUUUGCAUCGGUCAGAGGUUAAAUAAAACCAUUUAGAGUUCAAGGAAGAGGUAACAACAUGUCAGAAAUCUCAUUUUAAUCCUGUUUUCUAUCUGUGGUUCUUAGUAAGCCUCUCUGUUUGUGUGUGUACUUAUGAAUGCAUUUUGUCCUGCUCAUUCAUGUGUUACAGCAGUAACUUCUAUUUUUAGGCGGUGUCUUGUAGUCAAAUCUACAUUCUAUUCCGAUUAACUAAAUUCAAAGAAGUGCAAUUGUAAUCUCCUUACUUGAUAACAGUGUAUCUCUCAGGUGCAGAUAUAUAAAAGGUAUGUAGGUGUGAACAGUUUCAGUAGUAGUUCUUCAAUAAAAUGAAGCCAAUUUUAUGUUCUUCUGGUUGCCAUGCUACGUCAGGGAUUAGUGUGUCUGAGCUGAUGGGAUAGCAUUUCCACUGCCUUCCCUCGAGUAAUGCUGAGGUGAUGAAGUGAGCUAAUCUCAAGGGUGCUGCUAUUGCUGUAGUAGUUCAAUA
This is a messenger RNA of Calypte anna (Anna's hummingbird), 2202 nucleotides long. RefSeq names its product Sjoegren syndrome nuclear autoantigen 1 homolog. The record is from RefSeq and is a predicted model, not a curated record. The transcript is spliced from 2 exons. Gene Ontology annotation, cellular component: centrosome; ciliary basal body. The coding region runs from base 352 to 696 and encodes 114 amino acids. Lineage: Eukaryota; Metazoa; Chordata; Aves; Apodiformes; Trochilidae.